CAGUUCCUGGUCAUCACCAGCCUCGGCCCAGUCAAGGAAACCAGUUUGACCCCAACAACCUCGACCACGGAAAACGGUACCUGCUGUAUAAUACGACACAAGGCUGAAUGUGUCAAGUAAUGGAGUGAGGAAGAUAUGAGAAACUUAUCCACGGGAGAACUGUCGGUGUCACCAAGUUUUUUACGUUGACCUGAGAUACCUUCCGACCUGUAUGACCUCACCCCGUAGUGGUCCAACGAGGGAGGGUGAGGAAUCCCAAUCUUACCCUAACAUGAAGAACAUUGCUUCCUCUCAAAAUGAAGGCAGCCUCAACCUCUAUCCUUGUCUGGAGAACAUGAACCUCGGCACACCGCCAGGUUCCCGUCGCAGCAAUGUAACCAACAAGAGCGGCGGUGACACGGGCAUGGCCACUCCCAGCACCGCACCCCUCAGCCCCCUCACAGCGCGCCGCCUACGGGAGCUGGGACCUCGUGUUGAGGAGAUGACCACGCAGCUGGCCACCGCCACUUCAGGAGCUGGCAAAGUGUUAGCUGCUGGGGUCAGGAACUUGACUGCACAGGGCACUAAGACACUGAUGGAGCCAAUGGAAAAGUCAAAGUUUGGAUGGCUUGAUGCCCUGAUGGCUCUCUUCAGUAUUGGGUUGUUCUACUUCGAUGUGGUAUCUGACAUCUUUGUGGCGUAUUACAUGUACGACGACCCUGAAACUGAAGUUUGGUUCCGCUCUACAGUUCUAUUCCUAGUCAUACCUCUGUUAGUGGUGAAUGCCUUCAGCAUAUACUGGUACUGGUUUGAUGAACAUGUGUGUGAGUCGGAGGAGAUGUGUUACAUGUUGCCCAAGGCUUCACCCUGUGUGUGGGGCAUCAGGAUCAUCACCCACCUCCUGCUGCAGGGAACUGUUCUCAGGUACAUAGAUCUGCUUUAUAGUGGGAUUCAGACUAAAAGGAAAGAGUCAUCAGUUGCCAACCAUGACUACAGGUGCAAUGGCAACCAUCAAACCAACAGCUGUGCCCAGAAGAAUCAAGUUGAAGACCAUACAGCUCGCACUAAUGGUAAUUCUAGCAUCAACCCUGCCCCUACAAUCGAGCCCCUAUGUAAUUCCUACCAUAGUCGAUGGAUCCAUGCAGAACGAGAUGCUGCAAAUGUGGAUGUUUUGUCAUCUAUGUUGCAGGAUGCUCCUCAGCUCAUCCUGCAACUCUAUAUCAUGACUCACACUAUCCCAGAUCAGGCACUACAAGGUCACAUCAGCCAGACAUUGAUGAUGCAGAUACUCUCAGUGACAGCAUCUGUGGUAGCCAUGGCACUGUCUGUGGGAGCCUUCUCAAAGGCAAUACGUUUGGCUCAUCCAUCUUUAGGAAAUCUGAGUCUUGCAGGCCUCCUCUUCCUUUCAAUAUCUCACUUCUGUUCUAUUGCCCCCCAGGUGUUGUGUUUUGCCCUCUUUGCCAGCAAAUACCUGAUAGUAUUCCUGGCAUUGGUGUCUUGUCACUGGCUGGCUAGUAGUGUCUUCAUCCUUAUACAGCUCGUCUGCAGUCCAGACCCACGUCUCAUGGGAACGACCUUCAGCCAUGACAUUAAGAGGGGUCCGUGCAACAGGCUGGAUGACAUAGCCUUCAGUGCAGUCUUUGGGCUGAUCUUACUCUAUACCUUUAUGAAUGUUGGUGGGAGAGCUCCUAAGAUCCAGUUUGGAGUGUAUCAUUUCUUCAGACUGGUGGAGGAGGCUUGUAUGCUUGCAUUCUGGUAUCUUGCCACAGAUGGUGACAUGUGGUACCACUGGCUGCCACUAGUGUUGGUGUCUCUCUCUUGUGUUCUGGGCAUCAUCUUCUUCUCGCUCUACUACUGCUGUGUUAACCCAGACCGUGACAGGCGAUACCUUAGUGUGUGAUGGCAGGAAGCUCUGGCUAGCUAGGGAAUUAUGAAGUAACAUUUGAUCUUUGCUCAAAGAAUUUCUUUGUCUCAGCAUCAUACAGAUUAGGUAGAGGUGUUACUGAAGCAUUACAGUAAGUACAGUAUUGGGUACCAAACAAUGAUCCUACCAGUUAGACAUGUGAACUAUGAAUGUCUUUUUGUCCAGUGUUAUUAAAUGAUUGCUGCCAAAAAAAAACCAUGGACUCUGUUAUCUUAGACAACCUAGUUAUUUUUUUAUGCUGCAGGUAAAUGAUCAUCUUUGACAUGAUACACUCAUCUUGGCACACAGUUUAAGGUUUUAUAUUGUACAGCAAAAAACAGAAAGAUUAACCCAUGCCUUAAAUCAGUCAAAUGAAACAAUUAAUUCUGAACAUUGUUUGUUACAGGUAUAAACUUUCCUUACUGAUAAUAAAGAAGAUAUGACAGUAUGAAGAACUAUUAUGAAAAUAUAUUCAGGACAAUAUUGUAUAAUGUUUUUGAUCUGCUGAAUUGUGUCAGCAACAGAUUCCUGUCCUGUGUUAUAUUAUGAGGAAUAACUCUCAGAAACUGGGAGGAGGGUGUAGUCUGUACAGUAGUAGGUGUGUAGUCUUAUUUAAAUGGUGGAAUAUUCUCAAGUUAAGGUUCUCAAGGAUGAUGUAAGAAUUAUUCAGUGAUACAUUUCUUCAGUUCUUAUACAACAAUUGCAACACAUACUUUUUUAUAUGUAUAACCAAGUUUCUUUAGUGUUGUUAUAUUUAGAGAGUUACAUUGUUGUUUAAAGGACUUACUGACAAAUAUUCCACUUAUUACACGAUAUUUUAUAUUGUGUGGGUUACAUGCAUAGCAAAAUACAUGUAGCUGUAAAGUUUGGGCAAAAUAAUGACUGAACUGGACACAUACAACUCAGUUAACAGAUGAUGGUUCUGUAAUAAGUCUAAAGGCAGCAGCACACUGGGCACUUUUCCUCCCAACUGUGCUGGGCCAACAUGGUCCGGAUAGCAAAACAAAGCGAAGUUUUUGUCAUACUGGCAUGUCAGCCAAAACACAACAAAACAAUAACAAGGCGUCUAGUUAAGGUUCGCAAUGGAUCCCGUUACAACAGUUGAGGCCUUGCAUGAUUAUGCUCUAGUUCUUCAAUUGCUGAAGCAAGUGAGGCAUCUGUAAAAGCUAAAAAAAAGACAAUGGGUGCGUCGUGAAGUUUGUUACAAGUGGUGUUGGCUGGCUAGUCAAAGAAGACCCUGAAUAAUAAUUUGAUAAUACUAAAUAAGCUUUAAAGUGACAGAUAAAUAGAAACACGUCAUUGUUUUGUGUUAUAUUUUAAAUUAUUAUUGUUUCAUGAUUUAUUUCAAUUUUACUUAAAUAUUCAACACUUAAUAUGAAGUACUUGUACAGUACUGUAUAUUUUUGCACUAAUUCGACCAGCAAAGCUCGCCUCCAAACUGUUGUCCAUUUUUCUCAGUAGGCUAAAUCCUGCUCCUUGCUGGGCCGUCAGGCCAGUGACCAGCAAAAAUGGCCAACAUGUUGAGAGGAAAGUGCCCAGCAUACCGUUGCCUUAAAACUCAGUUCUCAUUAGUGUUGGUGAUGUAGGUUAGCUGUCCUCACUGCUGCGGAUUCAUGUGUAACCUGUAAUAAAGUGGUAAUGAUCUCGCACGGUUGAUGGCAAGAUGUUACACACAAAUACAGUACAGUACAGUACAGUACUUGUAAAUAUAUAUAGUACUAUACUCUUAGUUUCAUGGUUUUUGGUUCGCUACUUAUUCAGAAUGAACUUAUAUGGCUGGUCCGUUUGUUUUGGAUUAGUAGUUAGAUAUAACUAAAAGAAAGUUAUUUAAAUUUAAAUUGUUAAUAAAAUUUACUCAUAGUCCAAUAAAAUUCUAAUCUGAAUUUAC
Molecule: messenger RNA, 3770 nt
Organism: Homarus americanus (American lobster)
Lineage: Eukaryota; Metazoa; Arthropoda; Malacostraca; Decapoda; Nephropidae
Product: XK-related protein 7-like
Exons: 11
Coding region: 212-1879 (555 amino acids)
Biological process (GO): engulfment of apoptotic cell; apoptotic process involved in development; phosphatidylserine exposure on apoptotic cell surface
Cellular component (GO): plasma membrane
Source: RefSeq, a predicted model, not a curated record